Molecule: messenger RNA, 2166 nt
Organism: Plectropomus leopardus (leopard coralgrouper)
Lineage: Eukaryota; Metazoa; Chordata; Actinopteri; Perciformes; Serranidae
Gene: dla
Product: deltaA
Biological process (GO): Notch signaling pathway; axon guidance; multicellular organism development
Cellular component (GO): cell surface; signaling receptor complex; plasma membrane
Molecular function (GO): calcium ion binding
Source: RefSeq, a predicted model, not a curated record
AUGUAUUUAUUUAAUAUGGGGCGCGUCAUCCUGCUGACUCUCGCCGUCAUGUCCAUGUUGCUGUGCCAGGGGUUUUGUUCGGGAGUUUUUGAGCUGAAGUUGCAGGAGUUCCUAAACAAGAAGGGAGCACAGGGCAACAAAAACUGCUGUAAGGGGGGCCUGACCUCGUCUUUCCAGCAGCAGUGCGAAUGUAAAACCUUCUUCAGGAUCUGUCUCAAGCACUACCAGCCCAACGCCUCCCCGGAGCCCCCGUGCACCUACGGCGGCGCUGUGACGCCCGUGCUCGGCUCCAACUCGUUCCAGGUCCCCGACGUCAUCCCGGAGAGCUCAUUCACAAACCCCAUCAGGAUUAACUUCGGCUUCACGUGGCCGGGGACCUUCUCGCUGAUCAUUGAGGCAUUACACACCGACUCCAAAGACGACCUCUCCACAGAGAAUCCAGACCGCGUCAUCAGCACCAUGACCACCCAGAGGCAUCUGACGGUGGGAGAGGAGUGGUCCCAGGACCGGCACAUCGUCGGCUGGACAGAGCUCAUGUACUCGUACCGCUUCGUGUGCGAUGAGCACUACUACGGGGACGGCUGCUCGGUGUUCUGCCGGCCCAGAGACGACGCCUUCGGCCACUUCACCUGUGGAGAGCGCGGGGAGAUUGUGUGCGACGCCGGGUGGAAGGGACAGUACUGCACUGAACCGAUCUGCCUACCGGGCUGCGACGAGGAGCACGGCUUCUGUGAGAAACCCGGAGAGUGCAAGUGCAGAGUGGGAUUCAAAGGCCGCUACUGCGACGAGUGCAUUCGUUAUCCGGGCUGCCUCCACGGGACCUGCCAGCAGCCCUGGCAGUGCAACUGUCAGGAGGGCUGGGGGGGACUCUUCUGCAACCAAGAUCUCAACUACUGCACCCACCACAAGCCCUGCAUGAAUGGAGCCACUUGUAGCAACACUGGUCAGGGCAGCUACACCUGUUCCUGCCGGCCGGGCUUCACUGGGGCCAGCUGUGAGAUCCAGGUCAACGAAUGCGCUGGAAACCCCUGUCGGAACGGAGGAAGCUGCGCCGAUUUGGAAAACACAUAUACCUGCACUUGCCCUCACGGUUUCUAUGGCAACAACUGCGAGCUGAGUGCCAUGACGUGCGCUGAUGGGCCGUGCUCCAACGGUGGACGCUGUGCUGACAACCCUGACGGAGGCUACUUCUGCCAGUGCCCAACGGGAUACGCAGGGUUCAACUGCGAGAAGAAGAUUGACCACUGCACCUCCAGCCCCUGCUCCAAUGGCGCUCGUUGUGUAGAUCUCGUCAACUCGUAUCUGUGUCAGUGUCCCGAUGGUUUCACCGGCAUGAACUGUGAUCACACCGGGGACGAGUGUUCGAUGUACCCUUGCCAGAACGGCGGGACGUGCCAGGAAGGUCCUGACGGCUACACCUGCACCUGCCCUCCAGGAUACACCGGCCGCAACUGCAGCUCACCCAUCAGCCGCUGCGAACACAACCCUUGCCACAACGGUGCCACCUGCCACGAGAGAAACAACCGCUACGUCUGCGCGUGUGUUCCCGGGUACGGUGGCAGAAACUGCCAGUUCUUGCUUCCAGAGCACGCUGCGAUCCGCGGAUCAGAGGUGCCCUGGAUGGCCGUGGGGUCCGGCGUGGCCCUGGUGCUGCUGCUGCUGGCGGGAUGCGCUGUACUUGUUGGAUUUUUCCGAUCAAAAGUCCAGCGCGGCGGUCAAGUAGAGACCGUCGGCGAGGGAGAGACAAUAAAUAACCUGACUAACAACUGUCACCGCAGUGACAGGGACUUGGCGGUCAGCGUGAUGCCGACGCCAGGCGUCAAAAAUAUCAACAAGAAGAUGGACUUCUGCAGCAGUGAUCCUGAUGAAGGAUCCUCACCAGGGAGGAGCAGCUACAAGAGCCGGCAUCCGCCCGCAGACUACAACCUCGUACACGAGGUCAACUACGAGCAGGCGGCUAAAGAGGCCAUGUUGGAGGCGGCCUGCGAAGACAAGUGCCAAUCCGUGGACUCGUUUGAGUUCGAGGAGAAACGCAGCAAACGUUUAAAAUGCGAUGCAUCAGAAAAGAAAGCUCCAGAAAUGUCUGCAUGUGCGGACACCAAGUACAAAUCUGUGUUUGUGAUGUCAGAGGAAAAGGACGAAUGUAUAAUUGCAACUGAGGUGUAA